Polychytrium aggregatum is the source of this 939-nucleotide messenger RNA. RefSeq lists its product as uncharacterized. The record is from RefSeq and is a predicted model, not a curated record. Lineage: Eukaryota; Fungi; Chytridiomycota; Chytridiomycetes; Polychytriales. The transcript has 3 exons. Bases 148 to 780 code for a protein of 210 amino acids.
GCGCACUCCGCUCAAAGUCCUAAACUUGAAAAACGCCACCAAUAUCAAUGCUUCACCACAGCACAAGAGCACCGACCUCACCCCGGCCAAACAAACGCCGCAGCAGAGUCGCUUCUUUUCCUCAGCGACCAAGCACACUGCCCCGAUAUGUCCGACAUCGCCCUCCCAGGCCAACACCAAGAUCUUUAUUCCACUUUCACCAAUCCGACCUGCGAGGAUCGUGGCGCCGCUGGUCCACGUCCAGCCGAUUCCAAUCAACCUCCCCAAAUGUGGAUCGGACAGCCCACCGGAGCCGUCGUCAGAGUUGGCAUCAGCUCCAAGCUCGAAAUCCGCACCCAGGCAGUCAGAGGCGAUAUCAGAGGCAAAAUCGCGAGUGUGCGGGAGGAGAAUACGGGCCCGAGUCAUCCCAGCUCAUCUGCAACACAAGUGGACGACCCGAGCAGCGACCCGGAUCCCGUGUACAUCCCUCAAUCUCCCGUUCCGCCGGCGAGUCCCGCACCUGCCGGUUCAGAGGGCUGUCGGACGGCCACGGUCGGGACUGCGUCCAAGUACUUCAAAGCCGCGGUGCAACAGCCCGAGUCGCUGCCAUCGGCGGCGCCGAUCAGCACCAUGCCCGCGAGUACUGAGUCUCAGCGCCGGUCGCUGGCGGGGCUCUACAAACCCGUGUCGUUGUCACGCAUCGUGUCGAUAAAUGGUCCCUCAGUAGCGGCCAAAGUGGCUGGUCGGUCGACAUCGCCACGGAAGAAUCUGGCUGUGGGAUUGCGACGAAAGGGGCUCUGAUCGAGAGAACAGCUUGCCUGUGGUCACGGAGCAGCCGGCCAAGGCUCGAGUAUCAGCCGCGCGUGCUCAGAAGUCGCCUGUUGCUUACAGAGCAGCUUUGGGCUUCCGUAACCAGAGUGGCUAUAGCCGCUGCAUCCGAUGCCCAUGGAAGGAUUACGG